GACACCGAAACAUGGAAAGUGAGGUAAUGAACGGCUUGGUUGUCAACUCCGACCUUCACCAAACUCACAGCAACUUUCUGCCGUCGAUGAAGUCCAUGCCGAUUUCUGCAGUAAAGGAGAACAGUGUGUUGCAGUCUCUGGUGAGCAAAGGAGAGGAGCUGGACAUAGAGCCGGAAAACGAUGAAUUGCUAAAAGCGGAACAGGAAUGGGACGCACUUGAAAGUAUACAGACAGGUCUGUACUGUGACAAAUCAGGACUUCUGAGUGACCUUCCUGGACAAACGCCUUUGAUCUCCUUCAAUGAAGCAUUGCAAUAUUUCCAGACAGCGGACCUGUCCGAGUACAUGAAAAGGAUUCAGCCCACUGUCCGGCGCACCGGCCUCUCUGCAAUCACUCAUUUGCUGUUCGGACCACCACGGCUUAAUAGAGACCUUCACGCAGAGAGAGACUUGGUGCUGGCAAUAGCACAGUGUCCACUGGACAGCAGUCAGCAAGUUCAUGUUAGAGUCUUGCAGACCAUAUACAAGAAGCUGACAGGUGCCCGCUUUGACUGCCCCUUAUACGGAUCACACUGGGAGCAAUUAGGAUUCCAAGGUAUGGAUCCUGGAACAGACUUGAGAGCUGCAGGCCUGCUCGGUCUGAUGCACCCACUGUACAUGGUGAUGGAGCCAAAAACACUGCCCCUGGCACAUGAUAUCUUCCGGCUGUCACAGCACCACACACAGAAUUUUCCCUUCUGUAUAAUGUCCAUAAACAUCACCAGGAUUUGUAUCCAGACCCUGAGAGAGGAGCGGGUGUCUAGGGAGUGUAACCGGAGACAACAAGUUUUUGCUGUACUGAAUGAUCUCUAUGUGGCUAUAUUCUACCACCUCUACCAUGUGUGGAAGACACAGAACAAAACCAUCAGUGACUCCGGCUUCAUCCUCAAAGAACUUGAAACAUUUGCCAAGAGGAAGCCUAAAGACCUUUUACGCCAGCUGGAGAUGUAUCUCAAGGAGCGGCCUUUGCCUAAAGAUCUACCCCUGGAAAUCUGGGCCCCACACUCCUCGGAGCAGCGGAUCUCCAGCCACGAAGGCACUAACGGACAGGCCGGAGGGAUGUGUUUCACCGGGGUGUGUGAGCAACAGGUGCAGGAAGACCGCCUCAUCUGAAGCCAACUGUGAGCAUGCUGGAGGCAUGAAGGUGUAUGUGAUCACCAAUGUUGGCUAUGUGAGCCAUGCGCCAUCCAUGUUGUGCAUUGGGUGUGACUGUCAGGAAUGUGGGCUGCAGACUAAAGCACCAUUUGUGUACUGCUUAAAUAGAGCCUAGUUUAUAGCUCAUGUGUACCACAUGUAAAACCUAAGCUGCAGAUCACGUCUGACGUCUCUAACGUCAUAUGCUCAGGGUAUAAUCACCCAGGCUGACCCUAAUAUGGAAACAACACUUAGGCACGACGAGAAUAGCGAAGAUGCCAGCUUAUAGAAUAGAGGACGGAGGGCAGUAGUGAUCCAGUAGAGUAGGCAGUGGGGCUAAUGUGGGUUCGGUGGUGAUGGAUCCAGCACGGAAUAGUAAGACUGAGGCCAUUUAUAAUACAUUAACCAACCCGUGACCAUGCAAUGCAUGUCCUACUGCUGCAUGUGCUGGUAUUCCUAGGGUAGGGUGCCUGUCCUAGCCAAGCCACUCAUGUAGAGGGUUGUAAAUGGCAACUCUUCGUGUGAUGUCUGUUAGAAAAUGGCACAAAUUUCUCAAAAGGCCCAGCUGAUUGGUGGAGGUGAUACUGCUCCGUUCCACUGA
Molecule: messenger RNA, 1773 nt
Organism: Nanorana parkeri
Lineage: Eukaryota; Metazoa; Chordata; Amphibia; Anura; Dicroglossidae
Gene: ELMOD3
Product: ELMO domain containing 3
Exons: 12
Coding region: 12-1151 (379 amino acids)
Source: RefSeq, a predicted model, not a curated record